AUGUCCGUGAACAAUUAUAGAAAAUGCGCAAAGUGUGGUAAAACACGUGCUGAAGAUAUGACGGUGACGUAUCAUAGGUUUCCGAAUCCAGGAAAGGAUAAUAACACGAAGGCUCAUGCUUGGGCCAAAUAUUGUUGGCCGAAUGAUGACUGGAGUUCUAGAGAAUCAUUAUACUCGCUCCACAAAAUCAAUAAAGUUUUAUGUGGAAGACACUUUCAUUCGUCUCAAUUUUAUGACAGUACACGGAAAAAAUUGAGUAAAUUUGCUGUGCCUGAAUUAACUGACUUACUAAAUGAUAAAACCAAUGUAUUUAACCAGAAUGCAGCACCAUCAACUGUAGCAGGACUGCAAAGUAAGUCGUAA
Messenger RNA from Arctia plantaginis, 363 nucleotides. NCBI's taxonomy places the organism in Eukaryota, Metazoa, Arthropoda, Insecta, Lepidoptera, Erebidae. The record is from the annotation of a GenBank genome assembly.